AUGACACCCGAGUCCCAUCUCACAAAGGCCAUCGUGUCACACGCGCCCGAGGAUGGAAAACGAAAAUGGGUGCUGGAAGACGUGCAAAUAACGCAGCCGGGAGAAUAUGAAGCCAUCGUGGAAAUGGUAGCUUCCGGCGUCUGCCAUACAGACCUUGGAUGCGGAACAGCACCAGAUGGCACCCCGGGGUUUCCUGUACCCCCAUACCCUCGUGUUCUGGGUCAUGAAGGCGCCGGAUAUGUCCGUUCUGUCGGUUCAAAGAUCACUAAAGUCAAACCUGGCGAUGCCGUCCUGCUCUCUUUUGCGUUUUGCACCAGCUGCCACAACUGCCAAUUCGGCGCGCCUGGUUACUGCCACAAGUUCUCCGACCUCAACUUCACCGGUGUGAAGGACGCAUUCCGGUUUCCCAAGUCGCCGAGCCAGGAAAUCGGCGGCUCAUUCUUUGGCCAGUCCAGCUUUGCCAAGCUCACUCGGGUUCAAGAGACGUCGCUUGUCAAUGUCAGCGCCUUCGUCAGCAAUGAUGAUGAACUGAAGCUGCUGGCACCUCUUGGCUGUGGCAUCCAAACUGGCGCGGGCACAGUGACUGAAUUGGCAAAUGCAAAGCCAGACGACAAAGUGGCAGUCAUCGGCCUAGGUGGUGUAGGACUUGCUGCAAUCAUGGCUGCGAAGCUCAAGGGCUGCCGCACCAUCAUCGGAAUAGAUCGAGUUCCCGCACGAAUUGAACUGGCAAAGAAACUCGGUGCCACUCACGGCAUCGACACUUCGUCUGUUUCCAGCCUCACAGAUGCAGUACGCAAGGCAACCGGGGCCUCGGGUAGUACCGUUACUGUCGAUGCAACUGGUGUUCUCUCGAUGAUCCAGCUGGGGCUCGAGUUCACCGCGAAUCAGGGCAAGAUGAUAUUGCUCGGCGUUGCCCCGAUGGGCGCCGGCUUGGAGCUUGCGGUGGUUCCAUACAUGGUGACGGGCAAGCAAAUUAUGGGUAGCAUGGAGGGCGGCGUCACACCAGAGGAGUAUAUCCCCCAUAUGAUCCGCUGGUUCCGCAAUGGAGACUUUCCCGUCGACCAACUGGUCAAGUUCUACCCGGUGGAUGAUUUCCGAAAAGCCGUGAGGGACAUGGAGGACGGUUCGACCAUCAAGCCCGUUUUGGUAUGGUAG
This is a messenger RNA of Ilyonectria robusta, 1155 nucleotides long. RefSeq names its product chaperonin 10-like protein. The record is from RefSeq and is a predicted model, not a curated record. Bases 1 to 1155 code for a protein of 384 amino acids. The transcript is spliced from 7 exons. Gene Ontology annotation, molecular function: oxidoreductase activity; zinc ion binding. NCBI's taxonomy places the organism in Eukaryota, Fungi, Ascomycota, Sordariomycetes, Hypocreales, Nectriaceae.